CGACCUGGGAAUGUAAACACAGAAGAUGGCAAGUGAGACGUCGCCCCCUUGUUUAACCUGCUAAUUACACGAGAGACAUCAUGGCUGAAAGGAAAUUUACUCGUGGCUUGGGCAAGCCAGGAAUGGCUGCCCAGGUACGAGAAAAUGUGUCUCAGGCAGUAAAGGCAACAGCCACACAGGUUAAACCUAGAUUAGCAGACUCAAUAGACUUUGAAGAAUACAUCACCAAAAAUAAAGUUAUGCUUAGUAAUGACCCUCUGAGGGAGCUGCUGAUGUACCCUGUCGAUGACAUAACAUACUCAGUCGUCCCACGGGUAACAAGAACUCUACAGUCACUAGCUGCUGUUUACCUAAAGGAUGAAGUGACCAAUCCCCUCGUCCGCCAGUGUCUCACCACCUACUCUCAGGACCUGACCACAAUCACGCACAAAUACCUUCCAUACUCGGGGUCUUACCUGCACUUACCAAGGCUUCCACGCGUAGAUGAUCUGAAAGAGCAAGUUUAUGAAGUGGACACAGAUAUUGAACAAGGUGAUCUGGCAAUUCUGACCAAUGGUGAGAAUGUAUUGAAGAAAGGCUACCUUUUGAAAGGACCAGAAAGUGGGAAUGAAAAGAUAUUUGGAAAUUUCUCUUCAAAAACGUUUAAGAGGAGGUUUACAUGUCUGAGGCAAGAAGUUGAUGGAACAUAUCUUCUGGAGUUUCACAAAGAUGAAAGGAAACAAGAUUUGAAAGGCACAAUUGUUAUGGACUUUUGUACACAGAUUUCAAAGAAUCCCAGACGAGGAAAAUGCUGCUUUGAGCUCCAGAUGUGUGAGGGAGGGAAAUCCAUUUUGCUUUCGGCCGAGAGUGAGGCUGACCUGGAGGACUGGAUGGACAAGCUUACACGUGUCAUUCAUGCAGAUAAACCUCAGGACGAGUCUAGGAUUGAGAGAGGUUCAACUCCUCCCCUGUCCAACUAUGGGACUCUUCGGGGCCUAGAGCACAGCCUGAAUCCCCAGCUGAUCAAAUAUGCGCAUGAGACCGACUUCUCUAUAGCCCAGGCUCGUAGGGAAGAUAGGCACCAACUUUUCACCUGUUAUCACAACCUUCCUCGCACGGAAAAUGAAAAUGGCAGUGUAGAACUCAGAGAUGAGACACUAAUAUGGCCCUACAAAGAAGAAUUUGGGACGCGAUUUCGAGUUCAUUUCGAGAGCAUAAGAUUCAAGCUGCAAGCACCAUUGGACUCAGGGGAUGGUCCUCUGUCACAGCUGGAGCCAUACAUGACCUAUGCUUCCAUCUAUGAUGUGAGCCAGGGCUGCAAGAUCUCUGAAGACUUUCAUUUUGACCUCAACAACCCCAUGGUGCGCAACCUGCUCCCCAAACCGAAGAAGAAGGGCGAGGAGGCCAAGGAAGGAGCCGGGACCUUCCCCCUCUCCCUUGCUGGUGUGCCGGAAGAGUGGAUCGCACAUCCUAAACAGUCUGUGAUGAGUGUGCUGAGACCACACACUGAUGUCUUUCUGGUAGUGAAGAUUGAGAAAGUGUUGCAGGGUUCCAUCAGCCAGUCUGUGGAACCAUACCUCAAGAGUGUCGAUUCUAAAGGCAUUCAGAAGCUGCAGAGGGUCAUCAAGACAUGCUGCCAGAGGCUAGGGGAGUAUCGUAUGCCCUUUGGUUGGUCUGCAAGGCCACUGUUCAAACACAAUGGAAGCCUUGACACCGAGUCUGAGUUCCCAGCGAUCUACCGCUGUGAGGAAAAGCGGCUCGGUGAGACAGAAUUUGUGAAAAUGUUAGCUGAUUAUCGCAAACCAGAAAAGAUGAACAAGCUGACCAUUAUACCAGGAAGCAUCAAUGUCAAGAUCCUGCCCAUGGAAGUCACACUGCCAAAUUCUCUCACCCCCACACUGGAGCCUGUCAAGCCUUUCCCAAACCCUCCCACCCACGAGCCCACUGUGGAAGUACAGGAGUUCUCAGGGCGACAUAUCGACGACAUCCAUCCCUACGUGAACUACAGCAACAACUUGUAUGUGUACCCUCACUUUUUAAACUAUGAGAACCAGAAGAGCUUCAACAGGGCACGGAACUUGGUGUGCACCGUUGAGUUGCGGGACUCAGAUGCAGAAGGGGCCUCCCCCCUGCGUGUCAUCUACGGCCGGCCAGGCUCGGGCGCACAGACCAUGCAGAUGGCCACUGUGGUUCUGCACCACAACACGUGGCCCGAGUGGGGUGACGAAGUCAAGAUUAAGCUGCCCCACAACCUCACCUCCCAGCACCACCUCCUGUUCACUUUCCUGCAUGUGGCCAUUGAAGCGGCCAAGGCAGGCAAGAAGGACGUUCCCGUGGAGACCGUUGUGGGCUACUCGUGGCUUCCCCUCUCGUGCAAGGGCAGGAUUGUGACGGAUGAGCAGACCCUCCCUGUAGCUGCACACCUGCCACCCAAGUACCUCUCCAUUGAGCCCCUUGGCCUGGGGAAAGGGUUUGCCGGCCCUGAAGUGCGUUGGGUGGACAGCCAGAAAAAUGUGUUCAAGGUGUCGAUGCGCUUGGUUUCCACAGUGCUCAGUGGCGACCAGCACCUCCAUAACUUCUUCCAGUCAAGUGCCUCCCUCCUACCCCCAAUUGGCAGCUCUGGGGGGGCCUCAGCAGCUUCGAGUCCCAGAUCCACUCAGCCAAUGGAUGUGGAAACACUCAAGAAUCUCAAGGCUCUUCAUGCCCUUGAAGUUGGCUCAAUAAUAGCCUUUCUGCCUACACUCCUGAACCAACUUCUAGGAGUGUUACUGAAUGCUGGUGCUGAGGUUGCGACCAAUGUAACGCGUGUGUUGGUGCAUGUCAUAGACCAGGUGUAUGAAGCUGGUCGAGAUGAUAUACUAAAUUCAUACAUAAAGUAUGUCAUGAACAUUUCAUCCCAUGGCCGCAAAACUAUUCACGAGGAAAUGUGCAGAUCCCUUGCCCAGCUUCUCCAGCCUUCCAACAUGGACCAGUUGACCACCAACAAAAUCCUGAAGCACAGUCAGUUCUUCUUUGCUUUCAUUGCCCGCUCGAUGGCUCUGCAUUUACUCACUACAGCGAGAAUUAAGAUGGUUCGUAAUGAGCGGUUUAGUGAAGAGUACCAGGCAGAGGUCCGUUCAGUGGUUGAGCUGGUGGCUACCUACAUUGUGCAGCAUUACAAGGAGAAUCCGGUGGAAGCCAGAGCCGCCAACAUUGCACUGGCCCAUUUCCUGAAGCGCUGCUUGAGCAUGAUGGACCGAGGCUACGUUUUCAGUCUGAUCAAGAUGUACCUCGAGCACUUUAGUCCGGGAGACCCCAUUGUGCUGCACGUGUACAAGUUCACCUUGUUGCGCGUGGUGUGCUCGCAUGAACACUACAUCCCCUUGAAUCUGCCUGUGUUCAAUACUCCUAUCAGUGUUGAUCCCAAGAAAGCAAAGCUGCGUCAUGGUACAGAUGAGUUCUACCUCAGCACGGACUUCUGCUCACAUCACUUCCUGGUUGGUGCUUUACUGAGUGAAGUUCGUUCUGCGCUUGGUGAAGUGGGCGAAGUGCAGCGUGUAGCCAUUGGCGUGCUGCGUGACCUGUUAGCGAAGCAUGCAUUUGAUGAUAGAUACCUACAGUCGGGUCAGCAGGCGAGAAUUGCGAGCUUGUACUUCCCUAUCGUGUCAGUGCUGCUGGAGAAUGUGAAGCGUCUGAGUUGGCCCGACGUCUCGAACAACUCCACUGGGUCUGCCUUGAGAAGAAUGGACCCCAGAGCAAGUGCGAGAACAAGAAUUACCAACAGAUCUGGCGGUGGCAGUGUGGACAUGAGCAACUACAGCACUCCUUCACGCAAGGGCUCAAGCCGCGUUGAUGUGUCUAGCCUGGGCAUCCGUGCAGACCCCUCAUACUUGGCCAUUAUAGCUGGGCCAGGGGGGCUCGUGGCCAACCAGGUGAGUCUCGUCAAUGGAAGGUCCAGCUCAAGCCUGGAGUCGGAGGACAACCCACCUUCUGCCACUGCAUCAGAUUUACCUGAGGAAGACUUGGAGGAGGAAGGCUCUGAGGAUGUGAGGACUCACUCUAGGAACCUGAGUGUAGCGUUUGCAGGGGAGAGUGGCCCAGUGAGAUAUGAUAAACUGAGUCCGGCAGAAGUGCGUGAUUUGCUGCUGUGCUUCCUGCAUACCCUUAAGCACGUACCAGAAGCGCAUCUUGUGUCGUGGUGGGCUACAAUCAGUGUUGAGGCACUGGAGAAGUUUUUCACCCUCCUUCAACUUUCACUACAUCACUUCAAAUAUAGUGGCAAAAGACAAAUUGUGCGAGAGCAAGCCCCAAAGAGGGCCUCAACCCUACCAGCCAAGUUCCAGCCUCCAAACAUCGGCCAUAGAGUGUCAACUGCAACUGAUAGCUAUAGUGUGAGCAGCCAUGAAGGUGAGGGCUGGCUUAAAGCACUGCAGGAGGCCAACCUAGCAACAGAAGUGGGCCUCAUUAUCCUGGAUGUGCUUGGCAACUUCACCACACACUGCCGUGACAUUCUAACUUCUGACGGGGCUGAGGCCAUCAUGCAACAGGUGUUUUCCUUGCAUCUGCUGUACUUGCAGCUGGGCCAGUCGGAAACCCUGAUGAAGCAUGUGUUUGCAUCCCUCAGAGCCUUCAUCAACAAUUUCCCGCGGACGUUAUUCCAAGGUGAUGCAUCUCUUUGUGGAUCGCUCUGCUUUGAGAUGCUGAAGUGCUGCAACAGCAAGCUGACCAACUUGCGUCAUGAGGCGUGUGCUGUGCUCUACCUCCUUAUGAGGAGUAACUACGAAUUCACUCGAAGGACGGGAAUUAAUAGGGUGCAUCUACAGGUAAUCAUCUCUGUGUCCCAGCUGCUUGGGGAGAUCAUAGGGCUGAACAACUCAAGGUUCCAAGAGUCGAUGGCCCUGAUCAACAGCUAUGCUUCGAGUGACAAGGCCAUGACCAGUACAGGGUUUGUAAGUGAAGUACGAGACCUGACGAAAAGAAUCCGAACAGUCUUGGUGGCGACGGCGCAGAUGAGAGAACAUGAGCGUGACCCGGAGAUGCUGUGCGACCUGCAAUACUCUCUGGCUGCCUCCUAUGCGGCCACUCCUGAACUGCGCACCACGUGGCUCCAGGCCAUGGCCAAGCACCACAUCAAGAACGGGGAUCUGUCUGAGGCUGCCUUCUGCCAGCUUCACAUAGCAGCUCUCAUGGCGGAGUACCUUCGACACCAGGGCAGCUUCCCUGAGGGAUGCCAGGUGUUCUCUAUUAUAUCAGAAAAUAUCCCCCGAGAUGAGUCAAAUUUGAGGCUUGAUGCAGAUGUUGCAUGCUGCUCCCAGACUCUGCACUUCUACACUGGUCUAGUCGAUACAGUCUUCACCAUGGACUCCCUGAUCAACCAGCUGGAGGUCGCAGGCGGAAUGGUUGAGCGAGCGGAAAGGUACGAGCUGCUGGGCAACCUCUAUCGGAUUCUCAUCCCUAUCUACGAGGGGCGACGGAACUACCCGGCGCUCGUCCAGUGCUAUUCUCAUCUGUAUCAGGCUUAUUCCCGAGUGGUUGAGGUGAAUGCGUCACAGAAGAGACUUUUGGGCCGUUACUAUCGUGUGGCCUUCUACGGACCGAGUUACUUUGAGGAUGAAGCUGGCAAGGAGUACAUCUACAAGGAACCCAAAGUAACCUCACUGGCAGAGAUUUCAGAGAGACUUUACCACCAGUACUGCGAUAAGUUCGGGAAAGAAGCUGUUAAGAUGAUCAUGGAUUCUAAUUCGGUUGAUGCCGAUGAGCUCGAAUCACGCUACGCCUACAUCCAGGUGACCCACGUCAAUCCCUAUUUUCCUGAAGAAGAACGGAACAACAGGCAAACGGAAUUCGAACGCAACAACAACAUCAACACCUUCAUGUUCGAGACACCCUUCACCCUAGAGGGGAAGGCCCACGGAAAGUUGGAGGAGCAGUGGAAGCGGAGGGUUAUCCUCAAGACGGAUUACUUUUUCCCAUACGUGAAGAAGAGGAUACAGAUCGUGGAGACAGAGGUGCUAGAAAUGUCUCCCAUUGAAGUUGCCAUUGAUGAAAUGGAAAGCAGAGUCAAAGAACUGUUGGAAAUCAUUAAUAAACAUCCAACAGAUGUGAAGAAAUUGCAGCUGAAGCUUCAGGGCAGCAUCAGUGUGCAGGUAAAUGCUGGGCCUCUGGCUUAUGCAUCCACUUUCCUUGAAGAAACAAACUGCUCUUCGUAUCCAGUGAACCAGGUGUCUCGGUUGAAGGAUGUUUAUAGAGAGUUUGUGUGUACCUGCAAAGAAGCCCUGGACCUAAACAGCCAGGUCAUAAACAGCGACCAAUAUGAGUAUCAGAUGGCGCUAGAGAGCAAUUUCUCGGAGCUGCUUCAGUCGCUGUCAUCGAUCCUGAAUGAACCACUGCUGGCUGCUCAGAUCGCUGUCGACAGUUUGCUGAAGAGGUCGUCACAGCACUACCUGAGUAUGAUAAGUUCGCCGGGGGGAGCCAGCAAUGCAUGAGGAGGAUCUGAGGAAUGAUUACAUUCGUUUUUACCCUGAAGUUUUAAAGUUUGGUCGGAUCUGAUGAUGGAAUCUCAGACUCAACAGUGUGUCUGUCAGUGAUAUAUAUAUAGUUUUUUUUUUUUUUUUAAUAUUAGGAUGGAAUUGUAUUUUUAGUUAAUGCUACUUAUAAUAAUGUUUUUUAAUGGUACACAUCAAUUUUUUUGUUUUUUCUCUUUAUUAUUAUUUUUUUUGUAAGUAGAUGUAUUUUUAUGGAAACAAUACUUUUUCUUUUAGUUCUAUGAAAGUAUUUCAUAAUAGCUCCGUGCCAUGUAUGUAUUUAAAAAUUUUGCUAGCUUUUUGAUGUCAAGAUCUGUGCCAUUGUGAUAACCAGUGACUAAAUGUGAUUAGGUGUGUAAAGUGUAAGCAGUGUAUCAUAUAUUUUUAUGUCGAGGGUAUUAAUGUCUGUGAACAACCCCAGUAUAUAUAUACAUAUAUAUAUAUCUUUUUACAAAGACUAUGAAAUGUAAUUGUAAAAGACAAUACAGUAGGAAGACUGAUUCUAAAAUGUUCUUAUCUCUCUGGUAGAAAUACGCUGUUUUCAUGAUCAUGUAGGUACUAAAUAGGGUUUACUUUAUAAAUUGUUAUGUCUUGUUUAAUUGAUGCAGUGAUAAAAACCUUGAGGCCUGUACUUAAAAGAAAGAAAAAAAUUACUAUUGACAUCUAGUGAGGCAUAAAUGACACUUUAUAUCUUGUGCUCAACCCAAAAAAGAUUGAUGAACCCAACUUGAAGUCCCAUCUUGAUUCUGCAUAAAGGAAUGUAUGCUUUCCUUUUGUAAACUGCAUGGCAACACACUUCAAGCCAAUGGCUGUGAAAGUUUCUUCCAAUCUUUUGAGCUUUCGUCCCAUAUGGUCUUUUAUCCAAGGCUAAAGAGGGGGAGAGAGGGUCUUGGGAGGUCGAGGUGUGGCCUGAGAAUCUCGGUCAAUUACAGUCGUUCGUUGCUCUGCUUUAACAUAGUUUAACUGAUGAUAAAGACCAUAUAUGAGAUCUGAGUUGUUUUCCUUAAUGACUGUAGAAUGAAUGUUUUUUAUUUUCCACUUGGAUUCUUUUAUUGUGAAUAUUUGUCAGCUUCAGUUGUUUUGGAUUCUACAAUGAGGGAUGAGGACUAUAUUUGAAGUCAACAGUUUUUCUUGUAGAUACAGAGGACCACCAUUUUUGUAUGAUUUGUCACAAAUUUAUCAAAGUUAUAUCUAAGUAUUUACUAGUCACUUUAUAACCUUCAAUGACAUGGUUCAUCUACAGAAUCUCAUUUACUGAACAAAAAGAGAUAUGACAUAUGGUGAUUUCAGUUUGGGAUAUAAAAGUGUCUUUUGUAAUCUGCUCUUUCAGUAGUGGCAAUAGUGAAGUGUUUUUUUUUUCUUUGUUAAGUAUGAGGCUGAUAUGGUAGGAAACUUUUUAAAAAAGUAAUGUUACGGAUUACAAGAAUAUUUAUAUAUUUCUUUAUUUUAGCUUCAGAAACUUUACUCAUUCAGUUCAUUGGUUAUCAGACAUAUUUAAUGGAGUUUGUUGAACAUGGAAUUAGGAAAUAUGGCUCUAAGUAUAUAUGCACAAUCUGUUAACUUAGUGUGACAGCUAAAUAUGUUGUAAA
Messenger RNA from Penaeus indicus, 8071 nucleotides. RefSeq names its product dedicator of cytokinesis protein 9-like (gene Ziz). Lineage: Eukaryota; Metazoa; Arthropoda; Malacostraca; Decapoda; Penaeidae. Gene Ontology annotation, biological process: small GTPase-mediated signal transduction; positive regulation of GTPase activity. The coding region runs from base 81 to 6443 and encodes 2120 amino acids. The transcript has 37 exons. Gene Ontology annotation, molecular function: guanyl-nucleotide exchange factor activity. The record is from RefSeq and is a predicted model, not a curated record.